GAGAGAGAGAGAGAGAGAGAGAGCAGCCGGACAUCUCUGAGGGAUUCAACGGACCUAAACGGUGUGUAACUAGACGGAGCUGAACCUGAGUCCAGACCACACACAGCGAACCUGGGAGAUGCUCAGAAACCUCCUGACAGGUGAUUUUCAGCAUCCAGACCAAGCAGUGUGUUAGGACGCGCCCCGCUCAUCGUCACUGGGCGGCCCAUGCACAUGCACGACACCAUGGGUAGCUCCCCCGAGGUGCUCUCGUGGACUUCCUGCCCCAGUCUGCUGGUGGGCAAGCUGAAGGAGGAGCUAAAACUCACCGUUGUCGGGGACAACAUGAAGAAAUCAAACUCGCCCAACUCCCAACCUCCGCCUCCUCAGGCCCCCCCGGCCAACUUACCCCCUCAGAUCAUCACGGACCUGGCCCCGCCCACUCACCUGCCCGUCCCCCUGCAGACGCUGCAGACGCCCGGCCAGGACGAGGACUCCAUGCUGGGGGGCGUGAGUCCCCCGAACACCGCCUUGAGCGUGGACUCGACGCGGAGCGAGGGCGGCCACUUUGACAACAGCGUGCUGCAGCUGCAGGAGCAGGACCACGAGGAGGCCGUGUCGCCGGCGUCCUGCGAGCACGGCGGCUGUGGCAGCGGGAUGGAGGAGCAGAUGGGGGAGGGGGACUGCCCCAUGGACCACGGUGUGGAGGGCAGGCAGAGCCACCACCACCACCACCAUCACCCUGACGACAUCAAGCUGCACUUCCACAGGGCGGGGCCGGGCUCCGGAGGGUUCCUGGAGGGGCUGUUCGGCUGUCUGCGGCCCGUCUGGAACAUCAUCGGGAAGACGUACUCCACAGAAUACAAGCUGCAACAGCAAGACAUGUGGGAGGUUCCAUUCGAGGAGAUUUCUGAGUUGCAGUGGCUGGGCAGUGGAGCACAGGGAGCCGUCUUUCUGGGCAAGUUCCGCUCCGAGGAGGUGGCCAUCAAGAAGGUGCGAGAGCAGAAGGAGACGGACAUCAAACACCUGCGAAAACUCAAGCAUCCAAAUAUCAUCAGCUUCAAGGGUGUGUGCACCCAGGCGCCAUGUUACUGCAUCAUCAUGGAGUACUGUGCUCAGGGCCAGCUGUACGAGGUGCUGAGGGCGGGGAGGAAGGUGACCCCCAGGAUGCUGGUGGACUGGGCCUCAGGCAUCGCCAGCGGCAUGAACUACCUACACCUGCACAAGAUCAUCCACAGAGAUCUCAAGUCCCCAAAUGUUUUAGUCACUCACAACGACACUGUGAAAAUUUCCGACUUUGGAACGUCCAAAGAGCUCAGCGACAAAAGUACAAAGAUGUCAUUUGCGGGGACGGUGGCCUGGAUGGCGCCAGAGGUGAUAAGAAACGAACCUGUGUCUGAAAAAGUAGACAUCUGGUCGUUUGGAGUCGUGUUGUGGGAACUUCUGACUGGAGAGAUUCCCUACAAAGACGUGGACUCCUCUGCCAUCAUUUGGGGUGUUGGCAGCAACAGUCUUCACCUUCCUGUCCCUUCCACCUGCCCGGAUGGCUUCAAAAUCCUCAUGAAACAAACAUGGCAGGGAAAGCCCAGGAACAGGCCUUCAUUCCGUCAGAUCCUCCUCCACCUGGACAUUGCCUCUGCUGAUGUCUUAGGAGCUCCUCAGGAGACCUACUUCAAGUCUCAGGCAGAAUGGAGGGAGGAAGUGAAGAAACAUUUUGAGAAGAUCAAAAGUGAAGGCACCUGUAUCCACCGGCUGGACGAGGAGCUGAUCCGACGCAGGCGGGAUGAACUCAGGCAUGCACUGGACAUCCGGGAGCACUAUGAGAGGAAGCUGGAGAGAGCCAACAACCUCUACAUGGAGCUCAGUGCCAUCAUGCUGCAGCUGGAGGUCCGAGAGAAGGAGCUCAUGAAUCAUCCCUCUAGGAGAGAGCAGGCGGUGGAGAAGAAAUACCCCGGGACCUAUAAGCGCCACCUGGUCAGACCCAUCGUCAGAUCCAACGCUGUGGAGAAGCUCAUCAAGAAGAAAGGAAGCAUGUCCCACAAACCUGGGAUGCCCAACACUAAAAGGCCAGACUUGCUUCGCUCCGAUGGCAUCCCCAGCCUGGACCCCCUGCCCUCCCCCUCGCCUCUCUCAGCCAGCCCCAAGAUCUCCACGCCGCCCGGCAAGGCCCGCUACCGCAGCAAGCCUCGCCACCGCCGCGCCAACAGCAAAGGCAGCCACAGCGAGUUCCCCGGGCUGCUGAAGCCUCUGACGGCCGCCACAGAAGACACCCUGUCUCUGCAGGAGCAGCCGUUCCUCCACCACCACCACCACCACCAACCGCCCCCCGAGGGCCCCUUCCUCCCCCUGAAGGGCCGCGAGGAGGCCGUCGUCAACUGUGCCAACAACCUGCGCUACUUCGGCCCCGCCGCCGCCCUCCGCAGCCCCCAGACGGACCACCUGCAGCGCCGCGUUUCUGGCUCCAGCCCCGACCUCAUAUCCACCGCCGUGGAUGCAGACACGCGGCAGCGGACUUCCUCCACCAGCUCCAACCCCGUCCCAGGUGCAGGCGCUGGUUCUUUGUGUCCCUGCUGCCAGGCUCACCCCUUCCCCGGCUGCCUUCACUGUCAGGAGACCCCUCCUGCAUCCAAUCACCCAGAGCUGCCCCACUACUCUCUGCUCAACACCCAGGAGAGCACCGCGUCUUCUUUAGGGGCUCCCUGCAAAGACCCGGCCUCAGAUGGAGAGGCGACAAAGAAAGCUGAGCCGCAGGAACAAGAGGCGUCCCAACGCACUCACACCCUGCUCACCGCUCUGCCCCGCACCCUCAGACCUCUCAGGAAGGGUGGUGAUGAGUCAUCUGAGGAGGAGGAGGGGGAGGUGGACAGUGAAGUGGAGUUUCCAAGGAGACAGAGGCCUCACAGGUGUAUGAGCAGCUUCCAGUCGUACUCCACCUUCAGCUCAGAGAACCUGUCGGUGUCUGACGGAGAGGAGGGGAACACCAGCGACCACUCCCACAGCGGGCCCCUGGAGAGGCUGAGCGCCAGCCAGGAGGAGCACCUGGACGAGCUGCUGUCACACACACCGGACAUCCCCAUCGACAUCUCCACCCAGUCGGACGGCCUCUCUGACAAGGAGUGUGCCGUGCGCAGGGUGAAGACCCAGAUCUCUCUGGGGAAACUGUGCUCCGACGAACACAGCUACGAGAAUCCACUUCAGUUCGGGGACUCCGACUGUGAUUCGUCAGAAGCAGAGUGCUCCGAUGCCACCAUAAGAAACAACAAAGUCGGAGCUCCUUCCUCGUGGUGAAACUCUCCCCGAGGUUCAGUUCUGUUUCUGCCUGGAGGCCGUCGUGUCCCACUCUGCCCUGCAGAGAAUACAGCAAUAAGAGGACAACAUUGUAAACAUAGCUCCUUAUAGCAAAGCCCCAUGCAAUCUCUCCCAGAACUCCCCUCCAUAAAGCCCCGCCCCUCCCUCCCUCAUCUCUAGCACAGCAUCCAGGCAACCCAUGGCAGGGAUUCCCUUUUGAAUGAUAAUGUACAGCAGAUAGUGUAACAUUCAUAAUUUAUUUUUGUCUGAGUUUUGAAGGAAAAUUCAGGACAUCUGUAAAUUCUCUGAUCUAAACAGAGGAAGAAAAAAAAAACUGACAUUUUGAAACUGAGCAAUGGGCUAAGUGUGUGUGAUGAUGAUGACGAGGAGGAUGAGUUUAGAUGUAAGCGAGGCUGCAGCGUGGCGUUACCACGGCGAUUGUUUGUCUCAGACAAGGAGAGUCACUACAAACAAGCCUUCUGAUCUGGCUAUCGUUGCUCGCAGCAUCUUCCUGUUUUAGACCUGACCCCCCCACAAACAAGGACCCCCUUCUCUGACAGAUCAGCCUGCUCUAUCGUGAGUUUACAGUGCAGAGCCACCCCGCCCCCAACAGUGUGAACACCAGCAUGAACAACCUGCGUUGCAACCGGACUCCCUCCCUCCCUCCUUCUCUCACUAGAAGCACCACGCGUCCCGUUAGGAUCCACGCUGAACUGCCCAAGCAUGCCCGUGCAGCUCGCAAACAAAAGGCAAACGCUGCCAGAAGACUGCAUGAAGUAGUAAAGCUAGCAGAGCAACAUAGAUGAAGAUUCAGCUCACAGCUAAGGAGAUAAAACAGAAAAAAACCUCCUCCUCUGUGACCCAGCUCAUCCUUCUCCGAGACACGCCAACGUCAUUGUCAUCAUCAAUCAGAUGCCAUGACCAGAGUUGUUUUGGGAGUUAUCAGUGUGUGUGUGUGUGAGGGUGUGUGUGUGUGUGUAUGAACACAAAAGCCCUUUCCUCUCCAUUAGACAUUACAGUUUCAAGUCUCAUCUCAGGAUUGUUUCGAGGACUGUGAGAAACUGGACUGGACCAAUUAUUGUACGUAUGAAUCUUUGAGUGGCACAUAAUAUGGACCAUACAGGAAUAUAAAAAAAAAAAAAAAAAAAAAAAAAAAGGUCUUACAGAUAGCCUUGAUGUUCAACCCUUUAUUGCUGUAACAAACAUUAAUGUUAUGUAGAGUGUUUUAAUUGCAAUCCAGGUGCAGUAUCCCAUUUCUUGAAAAAAAAAAAAAAAAACUAGGUGCAGCAUUUCCCAUUCACCAUUUUCUAGCAGGGUAAUUUUUACUGUCUAAUACGCAGCGUCCACAAAUAAUAAUUGUUUUUCUGUGCUGUAGUGAAUGAAACAGCAAUAAUGCAGGUUGGUGCUCAGGUGAGAAGGAGAAGUUGUUGCUCAGGAUCCGGGGCGUCUAGCUGGCUAGACACAAAACAGUGACUGGUGGCUAGACGAGAGCAGCAAGUGUCAAACAGCUGAUGAUUAUAGAUGCUAUAUUUUUUAAAUUGUCCCAUUUCUCUGAACCUUUCCGGGGGUUUGAUGCUCAGGUUUUGUGUUGCCGAUUGAGAGCAGGAGCAAUAUAUCAGCAGCCACUAGAUGGCGACAGCUACAAUGACUUUAUUUUUUCCUUGUGUUAUUGAAAUGUCCAGGCUCCAUUUCUUUCUACCCAAGGUAAUUUAUGUUCCCCAUGACUUUCAUAUAUCCUAGGAUCCCAGCAAUAUUACAAUUUUUGUCUUGUUGUCUUAGAAAAGGGAUACUGCAUCUGUGAGAGCUUUAUUUUUUACCCCUAUUAGAGUGUUUUGUCACCCACCUUAAUGAUUCUGCGGUUGAAAAAAAAAAAAGCCAGCCAGGGUUGAAUUUAUCGAAAAAUGAUGAUGUCAAGAUGUCAGCUCAAGUGUACGCGGACGGCUGAGAUUCUAAGUUAGGAAUAAAAGCCAGAGACGAGGCCACGGAGCAAUAAAGCUGCUCUUGGUUUUCAGCAACCUCAUCUCAGUGUUAGUUACUCCUGUAUGUAAAAACAUCUGUAAAUGUAAUGUAACCUGUUUGUGUCCUCUCUAUAAAGUAUCGCACAGCUCUGACAGAGCCUUCUGUCACUGAUUUACCAGCCCGCCUGGUUGAAAAUGAGCAGGAAAUUCUUUCAUGUGUAUUACAUCAGUAUUGAACUUUGCAGGAGGGUGUGAGUCACGAUUAGCACAAGGUGAAUCUAAAACUGUACUGAUGGAUCAAUUACCUUUUUGCUUGAAAGCUUUGGAAAGGCUUCCACCUGGUUACCGAAAAAAACAGCUGCUGCCUUUCCUCAAAGCCUCCUUCUUCACUCUGUUUACGUACGUGUGAAAUAACCUAGUGUAUUGUAAUGACUGGGUAAUCCGAUCAAGCUGUUAAUAACAUUGUCUUUCUGGAAUAUAUCCUGUGAAGUAUGAUUGUUGUUAUGUUUUAAUUUAAUUUCGAUUUUUUUUUUCUUUCUUUGUAGCUGGCCUACAUGAUUAUUGAUUAAUUUAUUAUGAAUGACUGGUAAGGUGUUGUGUUCUUUUUAAUUUCAGGCAGCUUUAGAAAAUGUCAUGACCUAUGAUUUCUCCUGAAAAGUAUUAUUUUAAAGGAAGCACAAUGAAUUGGUAUGGGCAGAGGACAGUGUUUGUGUGUGGGGAGAACAAAGCGUUGCAUAUCAUGGGCAUCAUUUUCUGUCACCCUGCAGGGGACCAUUCAUCAGUAAGAUCAUGGAGUAUUGAUUUAGCAGUCUUUACAUCAGUAAUUAGCAACAUCAGGUGUUUCAAAAGCUUUUUUGUGUCAACACAGGCUGUAAGGAAUCAUUACCAGAACAACCAAAAGCCAGUCAGCGGACUGUUACAGCAGGGUAAAUAAGACGUUAAAGCCUGAAGGCAUGUGUGAUGCCGAUUUCUGUUCUUCUGCAGAGAUCCCUUCCUCUUGUUUUUAAUCAAAAUACCAGUUACUUACAUCUGAAUUUCUGUGAAAUUGUCUCUAACUGUAGACAUCAUGUUGCCUCAUCCCAUGUAUCGAACAUCUGUUUCUUUGUUUCUCUCAUUUCCAAACUCCCUUUCCUGUUGAAUGGCAUUACGAUCAACCAAUCCUGUCAGUUUCCUGUAUUAUCCAGUGUACAGUGCAAUGGGUAUCUGGGAGAAUAAAAUCAGAGCAAACAACUGCAUGGAAUAAAUGCUGAUGUACUGUACCCAA
This is a messenger RNA of Centropristis striata (black sea bass), 6489 nucleotides long. RefSeq names its product mitogen-activated protein kinase kinase kinase 13 (gene map3k13). The record is from RefSeq and is a predicted model, not a curated record. The transcript is spliced from 15 exons. Gene Ontology annotation, biological process: JNK cascade; protein autophosphorylation. Gene Ontology annotation, molecular function: JUN kinase kinase kinase activity; ATP binding. Lineage: Eukaryota; Metazoa; Chordata; Actinopteri; Perciformes; Serranidae. The coding region runs from base 208 to 3267 and encodes 1019 amino acids.